AUGGACCGCCUUAACCGGAUGUUGCAGGCUGCCCAAGGCAUGGGUAUGGGCAGCGCUGCUCCAGGUGGUGAUUCCCCCAACCUUAUCGAUAACUCCGAAACUGUUCACAUCUCCUCGUUGGCUUUGUUGAAGAUGUUGCGCCAUGGCCGCGCCGGUGUGCCUAUGGAGGUCAUGGGUCUGAUGCUUGGAGAGUUUGUCGAUGAAUACACAGUCCGCGUCGUGGAUGUAUUUGCUAUGCCUCAAAGCGGUACUGGUGUUAGUGUCGAAGCUGUGGAUCCUGUGUUCCAGACCAAGAUGAUGGAGAUGCUACGCCAGACAGGCCGGCCCGAAACAGUUGUCGGCUGGUACCACUCUCACCCCGGAUUCGGCUGUUGGCUGUCUUCUGUCGAUAUCAACACUCAGCAAUCAUUCGAGCAAUUGACUCCCCGCGCUGUAGCUGUUGUUGUUGACCCGAUCCAGUCCGUGAAGGGCAAGGUUGUCAUCGAUGCAUUCCGUCUCAUUCAGCCUCAAACAGUCGUUAUGGGUCAAGAGCCCCGGCAAACAACCUCCAACUUGGGUCACCUAAACAAGCCCUCCAUUCAAGCCUUGAUCCACGGUCUCAAUCGCCACUACUACAGCAUUGCGAUCGACUACCGUAAGACAGGAUUGGAGGAGAACAUGUUGAUGAAUCUGCACAAGCAAGUGUGGACUGAAGCCCUUCAGAUGAACGACUUCCACGAGGAGGGCCACCACAAUGUCGACCAGAUGAAGCAGCUUGUCACCCUUGCUGAAGGUUAUGAGAAGCGAGUGAAGGAAGAGACCGAAUUGACCCCAGAGCAGCUGAAGACACGAUAUGUCGGCAAGGUUGACCCGAAGAAGCAUAUCGAGGAUGUGAGCCAGCAAUUGAUCGAAGACAACAUUGUCGCUGUCUCUAGGCAGAUGAUUGAUAAGGAAGCUUCGGUAGCUCGGCAGUCGGCAACGAAAGAUGGUAACAAUGGCGCCGCUAUGGAUGUCGACGAGGAGCUGUAA
This is a messenger RNA of Penicillium verhagenii, 1008 nucleotides long. Its product is annotated as proteasome regulatory particle lid subunit RPN11. Gene Ontology annotation, cellular component: proteasome regulatory particle, lid subcomplex. Lineage: Eukaryota; Fungi; Ascomycota; Eurotiomycetes; Eurotiales; Aspergillaceae. Gene Ontology annotation, molecular function: protein binding; proteasome binding; metallopeptidase activity. The record is from RefSeq and is a predicted model, not a curated record. Bases 1 to 1008 code for a protein of 335 amino acids. Gene Ontology annotation, biological process: proteasome-mediated ubiquitin-dependent protein catabolic process; protein deubiquitination. The transcript is spliced from 4 exons.